AAUGAUAAGUAAUAACAGUUGUGGGUUAAAUGACUUUUAUUAUUUGAUAUUAAAUUUGACAAUUUCUUAAUUUAAACUUUAAACUUUGGAUGUACUUUUUUUGAUAUUGCUCGAAAAACUUCCAAAUUACUACACCUAUAAAUUGUAUUUAUUGUUACACCAAAAAUAAAAAUGAAAACUAAGAUAUCAAGUUUCUUGAAAAUGGCAAGAAUUAUGCGACCAUGUUAUGUUCGAACAGCCACUACAUCAUCUACUGGUGCUUUAUUGCCUGAACCACAAAAAAUUCCAUUUGGACUAGUGGGUAUAAUUUUUACAGUUGUUCCAGGGUUAUUAAUUGGAGCUACCAUAAGUAAGUAUAUGGCUAAUUUUCUAGAGGAAAAUGAAUUGUUCGUUCCAUCAGAUGACGACGACGAUGACGAUUAAAACUAUUUGAUAUUGUUACUCUGGAUUUUUUCUCCAAAUGAUUGUUAUUCAUAUUUUUACUUAGCUCUUAUAUUCCCCUACCUUAAUAUUAUUAAACCAUUUAAUUGUGUUAAAAACUA
This is a messenger RNA of Diuraphis noxia (Russian wheat aphid), 542 nucleotides long. Its product is annotated as Essential MCU regulator. The record is from RefSeq and is a predicted model, not a curated record. Gene Ontology annotation, biological process: mitochondrial calcium ion homeostasis; calcium import into the mitochondrion. Gene Ontology annotation, cellular component: uniplex complex. Lineage: Eukaryota; Metazoa; Arthropoda; Insecta; Hemiptera; Aphididae.